CGUGUAGGUGAGUGACAUGUACUUUAAAGUGUUUGGUAUUUGGCAAAUGGCGAAUGCUGAUUUGGUACAUGCUGAUUAUUUUAGGUAUAUUUUCUUUUGCUGCGUCUGUGUAUUUGUUUGCUUGGUGCACGGUCAUACGGUCAUAUAUUAAGUUUCUGUUUAUUUCGUUUUCAGAAACCGCUUGCUUCACUAUGUUUUGCAAUAUAAAUUCAUCUGUGGAGCUAUAGCGCGUUUACCUGCCGGUUAGCGCAAGAUCCAGAGGCCCUAGACAGCGGUCGGCGGUUAUAGUUUCUACACGCGCCAGUUCUACCCGUGGCUUCUGCGCUGGCUGGUCUCCGGCUGCGCGGCGCGACUUUCUGCUCGCGCUGGCCGCGCUGGCUGGGCGCUGUCCUGCGGACGCGUGCGGAUUCUGCAGUCUGCAUUGUCUACAGUCUGCAGGAUCUACUGGCUGGCUUCAGCCUGCAACUCGGCGCGUGUGGGCUGCUGAUUGCUGAGCCUCAGCAGUCUGCGCGUUUCAACAUGCUGAGUGUCUGCGAGCAAACUUGUGCGCAGAGUCGGUAAGUGAUCUGGGUCCCUGAUCUGCAGGUCUCAUUUGGUUUGGCGCCUUGGGUUUUGGCUUGGCGAGGUAACUCACCUUGUGGGUUUGGACUUGUGAGUGGGUACCUACUGCUCGUGGGCAGUUGACCUUGAACUUGGAGGACUUGGACUUGAGCCAACUCACUCUUCCUGUUUGGACGAGGGUGUUUUUUGGCUUGGCGCUCACUGCUCAGUGAGCCCAUGUCUGUGUGCUGACGUUGGUGAUCCUGAUGGUCAGCAAAGCUUUGAAUCAGUGAAUGAGUUUGGUUCUUGGUAAGCAAUUGAUGGUUCGUCAGUUGCAGGCAUCACUGUUGGUUGUGAAGUAGUCUUGGUGAAAAUUUGGUUUGGUGGACUCUAGUGUUUGAGCCAUUUCUGGGAAAGCUGCGAAACAGAUGGCUUCAGGGAGCUUCAUCCAGGGGCUUUGGGGCAUCUGAACAUAGUUUGGGGCUUCGGUGCAUUGUGUUGUUGUAAAGUGUAUUGUAUGUGUAUGUAUUGUGUGUUGUAAGUGCUACUGUGUACUGUUAGCGUAGAUGUUUGACUAUUAAGUUAGGUGGUUAAGAUGGCACCAACCAGGGAGGACCUUGCUAAGUUAAAGUUAUCUGAGUUGGUGGAUGAGCUGAGCUCUAGAGGCUUAGAGACGUCUGGUAAAAAGGCCGAGUUAGUAGAUAGGUUGUGGGAAGCUGUCAGAUCUGCUGAUCCCAGACAUGUUGGUACUGAGCAGAGCAAGGUGCUUGUGAAGGGUGAUGUAACUCAGGAGCAGGUCGGAAUGGCAGCACAAGCAGAUGUUACUGUAGAUUCUGGGGCAGGCUCGGAGACGUCUCAGUCACUUAUUGCUAAGUUAAGGGCACUGAAGGAGAUAGAGCAGUUGGAGGAGCAGGAGCUUAGAAUUAAGAUGAGAAGGCAGCAGCUGGAUAUAGAGCUUAAGCUUGCUGAGCUGCCCAGAGAGCAGGUGAGUCAAGAGCUGGUCGAUUCACUGCGGAUCCCCGUAGGGCCUUCUGAGGGUCAGGGUCAGUCAGCAGGCUCACAUGAGUCCUCCCUACUCGGGUCUCAGAUGCAGAGAAUGUUGCUGCCCCCCACAGAGAUCGAGAAGUUUGAUGGCAACGUCAUGAAAUAUAAACUGUUUAUCAGGUCUUUUGAAGCCAGGAUCGCUUCACGUACCACUGAUGAGGAUGAGCUUCUCCACUAUCUUGAGCAGCUCACUGUAGGAAAGCCUAAGCAGAUUGUGAGGAGCUGCAUGUAUUUGAGGGAUGUAGGGUAUGCAGAGGCUCGUCGGCUGCUGGAUGAAAGGUAUGGUAGCUCUCACAAGGUGGUAGAUGCGUACAUCCAAAGACUCAACAACUGGAGUAGGAUUUCCCCAGGAGAUGUAGAGGAACUUGACAGGUUCACCCUGUACCUGAUCGAGAUAAAGCAUGCCAUGACGGACUUGGACAUUGUUGGAGAACUGGAGCAUCCACGCACACUGAGGGAGGUGGUGGAUAAGCUACCAGCCUACCUGAAGGACAGGUGGAUGAGGGUAAGUGAUGAGAUCAUGGAGGAAAAUGGGAGGAUGGUUCGCUUCAAGGACUUAGUAGACUUCCUUUCCAAGGAAGUACGGGUCAAGAGAAACCCAGUAUUUGGGGCUCCGAUAGGGGACAGACAGGUGCCACAGAGAUCUAAGACACAGCCCAACUUGGGUCGCACACAGGCACAGUGUAGUGCAACAGCUGUAAAGCAAAAUAGGGAAAAAUGUCUGUUCUGUCAGGGUGACCAUUUUUUGGAUGACUGUCAGGAGUUGAGAUACAGAGCUCUUGAGGAAAGGAAGCAGUUCAUUCAGGCGCAGAGGCUGUGUUUUGGGUGUCUGCGAGGGGGUCACGUGGCUAAGUUCUGUAGGAGGCGUAGGAAGUGUGGUAUCUGUGGCAAUCUCCAUGCUACUCUCCUUCACAGACAGAGUGAAGCUCCCAAGAGUGAGCAGACAGAAUCCAGUCCUGUGACCACCCCAGUACGGGUCAGCAGUGGAGGGGUGACCUCCGAUUCUGGACAGAGGUCAGCUACUGACGCCGGAGGAGGUGAGGAGGCCUGAGGGCGAGGGACCGUGCGCGGUGCGCACGUGCUUGGGCUGGUACGUCAUCGGAGUCUCCAGUCGGUCCUCCAGGAGGUCUCUGAGCCGGCACUCCGUGAACAGGAUCGCGGUGUCACGCUCGAACACGCACGGUAAGAUACCUGAGCUUGAUUUGUUUCAUCAGUUGUACGACCAAGACUUCAAGGAUGUGUCAGAUGAUACUGAGGGUUUGUCGGUAGAGGACAAGGAGUGGUUGACUAUGGUUAGGUCAAACAUGAGGAAGGAUGAAUCCGGGCACUUUGAGAUUGGGCUCCCUCUUCGCGAUAUUGGUGACUUACCAGACAGUUAUUUUGCUGCGAGGAGGCGUCUGGAGUGCCUGAGACGGCGUCUGUCUCACGAUAGCAGUCUCCGUGAUGAAUAUGUCGCAGUAGUUCAGAGGCUGUUCGACGAAGGGUACGCAGAGAGGGUCCCGGACUCAGAGGGUGAGACCGAGGAUCGGACUUGGUACUUGCCCCAUCACGGCGUAAGGCAUCCGGAAAAGCGGAAGCUAAGAGUAGUUUUCGAUUGCUCUGCAAAGACUGACAACGUCUGCCUGAACGAUCUGCUCAUCAAGGGUCCAAACUUGACUAACACUCUUGUUGGAGUGCUGCUGCGCUUUCGCGAGAAUCCAGUGGCAUUCACGUGUGACGUGGAAUCCAUGUUCCACAGGGUUCGAGUGCCGGCAGCGGACGCUAACAUGCUCCGCUUCCUGUGGUUCAAAGACAACGAUGUCGGCGCUGAGGCGGUGGUCUGCCGAAUGAGGUCGCACAUUUUCGGCGCGGUGUCGUCCCCGAGCGUUGCCAGUUUCGCCCUGCGGCAGUGUGCCGAGGAAGGUAGGGACAGGUAUCCGGAGGCAUCUAGAAUCGUCGAUGAAAAUGUCUAUGUAGAUGAUGCUCUGGUGUCUGCGUCGUCGGUAGACUCGGCGAUCCACUUGGCUUGUGACUUGAAGCAGCUGUGCAGUGAGGGCAGAUUUAACAUGUGUAAGUUCGCUAGUCACAGCGCUGCGUUCCUGCAAAGCAUCCCACGUGAGGACAGGGGCGCAAACGUUAAGGAUUUGGACCUCCAAGUAGAAGGGCUUAAGCAGCCAGAGAGAGCGCUAGGCAUGCGCUGGUCUGUGACUGACGACACCUUUCGUUUUCUUUUCGUUGACAGAGAGAAACCGGCGACCAGGAGGGGCAUCCUGUCGACCGUCAGUGCUUUGUUCGACCCCUUAGGAAUAGUUGGUCCUGUCACUCUGAGGGGCAAGCUUUUGGUGCAGAGGUUGUGUACUAUGUCCUGUGGAUGGGAUGACGUCAUCCCAUCACCCUUGGCUGAGGAGUGGUCUGCGUGGUUGGAGCAGGCGAACCGUCUUGACAUGGUCUCUUUGAACAGGAGCAUCCAGACAGCUGAUGGCGAGGUUGUCAGUCGUCAGCUGCAUGUCUUCUCAGACGCCAGUGAGGUUGGCCAUUCAGCGGUGGCGUUUCUUCGAGCAGAGACGCGUGCAGAGGACGGCAGCAGUACGAGUACCGUCCGCUUCCUGAUGGGUAAGGCCUUGGUAAAUCCAGUUCGUUUUGUGACCAUCCCUCGAUUGGAGUUGGCAGCUGCAGUGGUCGCAGUAAGGUUGAAGCAGUUGCUGGAGAGGGAGACUGGUUUGGAGUUCGACAGAACUUUCCUGUGGACGGACAGCAUGGUCGUACUCCAGUACAUUCGCAACAGAUCGUCGCGGUACAAAACGUUCGUGGCGAACAGAGUAGAGAUCAUUCACGGUAAGUCUGACGAGCAGGACUGGAGAUACGUACCGUCAGCUGCCAACCCGGCGGAUGUUGGCUCGCGUGGAUCUGCGCCGGAGGACUUGGGGACGUGGUUGAAGGGGCCGGACUUUCUUUCAGCGGAUGAGGAGAGCUGGCCGUGUGAGCCGGUUCGGUUAGAUGAUUCUGAAGACCCGGAGGUUAAGCAUCCCUCACCUGUCGUGACUGUUGUUGCAGCGGUCGCUGAGGUUCCUGAGUCGUCUGCAGUGUCGGGUCGCGAGCAGCCGUCCGCGACUGAGAGGCUGCUCAGUUACUUCUCGUCCUGGUGCCGACUGAGGAAGGCCGUGGCCUGGUAUAGGCGCUUUUCUGAUUUCCUCAGGAGCAGGCUGCGCGAUCGAGCAGGCAGGCGUCUGCGCGAUCGAGGAGUGGGAGUAAGGACGUCUCUGAGUGUAGAUGAUUUGAGGUCGGCUGAGAACUCCAUCCUUAAAUACGUUCAGAAGACGAGCUUCUCUGAGUUUUCUGAUGACCGUGAAGGGACGGUGAAAGUGACCAAGUCGAGCUCCCUCAAGGGGUUGAGCUUGACUCGGAGGGAUGGCAUCUUAGUGGUAGGGGGUAGGCUAAGUCGCUGUCCUGUACAGAGCGAUAGCAAGUAUCCUGUGCUCAUGCCCAGACAUCACCAUGUGACCCGCCUAGUGAUUCGUGACGCUCACGAAAGGGUAGGUCAUCAGGGUCGUGAACAUACUCUGAGCAAGAUUAGGGAGAGGUUUUGGAUCUUGGGUGUUGGAUCGCUGGUUAGGAGUCUAGUUCGAUCCUGUGUGACCUGUAGAAAGGUGAGUGCGGUCCCACAGAGGCAGAUGAUGUCUGACCUGCCGGACGACAGGGUGACGCCGGAUACUCCUGCGUUUGCGUUCGUUGGCUUAGACGUUUUUGGGCCAGUGCUAGUUAAGAGAGGCCGUUCUGAAGUGAAACGCUAUGGUCUGAUGUGUACAUGUCUAGUAACUCGUGCAGUGCACGUGGAGGUGCUGCAGUCACUGGAAUCGGACUCUCUGAUAAACGCUAUACGUCGGAUUAUUGCGCGUCGGGGUCCGAUCAGUAGGAUUAGGAGCGAUUUGGGUACAAACAUGGUGGGUGCUGACAACGAGCUCAAGGCUGAGCUCGCUAGACUGGACGUUAGUAGGCUCGAGCAGUUCGCCUUGGGGAAAGGGAUUGAGUGGGUGUUUAACCCUCCGUCUGCCUCACACUUUGGUGGAUGUUGGGAGCGCUGCAUCAGGACAUUCAGAAAGGUUUGGAGGUCGAUGCCCACCCAGAGACUCGAUGACGAAGGUCUACACACUUUGUUCUGUGAGGUCGAGUCGGUUUUAAACAGUAGACCCUUGACAUUUGUCUCUGCUGACAAUGGUGAGGUAGAGCCCCUUACGCCCAACCACUUGCUGCUGCUGCGUGGCAGUGGUGAGGGGAUCCAGGGGAGUUUUCCCACGACCAGCUCUCGACCAAGCAGUGGAGGAGAGUACAGUACUUGUCUGAGCAGUUUUGGCUCCGAUGGCGGAGCGAGUAUUUGCCUACACUGCUGCGUCGCCAAAAGUGGACGACAAGGUCUCGUAACGUAAAACAGGGAGAUAUAGUUUUGUUGGUAGCAGACGACGCGCCAAGAGGUCAGUGGCGCCUUGGCAGGGUGACUCAGACCUUUCCGAGCCAGGAUGGGUUAGUAAGAAAGGUUUCAGUUAGGACGGGUGGCACGAUACUCGUGAGACCCGUGCACAAGCUGAUACUUGUGCUGCCUGAUUCUGACCUUGACCUGGGCUAGAUGGACGAUUAGUGUUUGGAGCGCAUGUUUAGGACAUGUGAUGUAUAUAGGUGUGUAUGUGUGUGUGCCCUGUUUGUUCGGUGUCCUCAACCCUGCGGGUUGAGCGGGGGGAGUGUAGGCGCUGUUUUUGAUGAGCUCCUGCUAGUAACUUUAGGUUACCGGAACGCCUACGAGAUGGCGGUGUUGUUUCGGUAUUUGAAUAGCGCUAUCGAUUUAUCGAUGUUUAUUUUCUGCUUGGGUGCUUUGUGUCAUUUGGUUUAAUUUUUGUAUCGGUUUAUAAAUUAAUUUUGUAUUGUGUUUCGCUGUUAUUUGUUGUUAGCAUUUUAGUUUUAAGUGCUAACUUUCACGGUCACGUGACCGGCGCCCCGCCUACCCGCCACGUCGGCUUCCGGGUCGGCGGAGGGGCGGUCGUAGAAGGAGGGAUUUGAGACAUUCUUGGUCUUUCGGUGACGGCGGCGGGAGUCAUGCCGAUUUGGGUUUUUGGUCACCAUGGUUACUCUAGCCGUACGACUUUGAGGGCUUUGAGGGCGCACCGUGUAGGUGAGUGACAUGUACUUUAAAGUGUUUGGUAUUUGGCAAAUGGCGAAUGCUGAUUUGGUACAUGCUGAUUAUUUUAGGUAUAUUUUCUUUUGCUGCGUCUGUGUAUUUGUUUGCUUGGUGCACGGUCAUACGGUCAUAUAUUAAGUUUCUGUUUAUUUCGUUUUCAGAAACCGCUUGCUUCACUAUGUUUUGCAAUAUAAAUUCAUCUGUGGA
Amphibalanus amphitrite is the source of this 6937-nucleotide messenger RNA. RefSeq lists its product as uncharacterized. The transcript is spliced from 2 exons. Gene Ontology annotation, biological process: DNA integration. NCBI's taxonomy places the organism in Eukaryota, Metazoa, Arthropoda, Thecostraca, Balanomorpha, Balanidae. The record is from RefSeq and is a predicted model, not a curated record. Gene Ontology annotation, molecular function: nucleic acid binding. Bases 1136 to 2635 code for a protein of 499 amino acids.